This is a messenger RNA of Rhincodon typus (whale shark), 727 nucleotides long. Its product is annotated as interleukin-4 receptor subunit alpha-like. The transcript is spliced from 6 exons. The record is from RefSeq and is a predicted model, not a curated record. Gene Ontology annotation, molecular function: cytokine receptor activity; protein binding. Gene Ontology annotation, cellular component: membrane; external side of plasma membrane. Bases 146 to 727 code for a protein of 193 amino acids. NCBI's taxonomy places the organism in Eukaryota, Metazoa, Chordata, Chondrichthyes, Orectolobiformes, Rhincodontidae. Gene Ontology annotation, biological process: cytokine-mediated signaling pathway; production of molecular mediator involved in inflammatory response.
GUACACAACGCACACACACAAACAAUACGCAGACGAGGAGGCCAUUAGGAGGAAAUGAACCCUGGAAAAGAAUGAUCGGUUACCUGAAACUUGCCUGAGUCAUUUUCAUUCCAAGUUAGGUUGGGAGAUAAGGAGUGAUUGCAGAAUGAGCCUUGUUUCAGCAAUAUGGUGCCUUUUUGUAUUUGGCUUUCAGCUCUGUCUAGCCAGCGAUGAUGAUCAGCCGAAGCUUCUUGAGUGUUACAGUGACUAUCUCAAGGAAAUUAUCUGCACCUGGAAUGUAGGCCCCAACACAAACUGUUCCACUGAUUACAGUCUGCAGUGCAAGUUGAUGUCCGGUUUUGAUGAAAUAUGCAACAUAACGGAUAUUAAAACUCUUCCCAAAUCAACCUGUCAAUGCAGGAUCACAAAACCAACUUUGGUAUUUUUUGCCAAUUAUGAAAUUACGGUCCUUUUCAAAGGAAUAGUGGUCCUUUCCAAACACAUUAGACCAUCACAAACCAUAAAACCUUUGGCUCCACACAACCUCAUGGUAAACAUUUCAGCAGACAAACAGCAUUUCCUAGUCUGGGAUGAUGAUUACAACAACACAUUCAUCGAAAAGAAUCUGGAGUAUCAAAUCGCUUACAUGAAGACAGGAGGAAACUGGAAGCCUCCCAAUCCAUUCCUGUCCAUGGGAGGGAAAUUGGAUGACUCUAAAAAUGAACAUGGAGCUGCUAUGCCAGACUAA